AUGGGACACGAAAACAUCUGGUUCGCGCACAAAGGCAAAAACACCAAAGGCCGAGGUUUCCGACAGUGCCGAAUCCAGAGCGGGAAACUGUUAUCACGAAACUGCCCUCAACCCCGUUAUCAGUCCUCUGUCGCUCUGCUCAACGGAGUUUUGUACGUUUUCGGCGGCUAUGUUGACUUGCAAACGGCUCUGAACGAUUCCUGGUAUUUUUCGUCAAAGAAAGAGACAUGGGAUCGCGUCGUCUGUUCCAAAACUCCGCAGGCGAAAGGCGGAGCGGUGAUGGUCGCCGACGAAAAACGAGACAGGUUGAUUUUGUUUGGCGGAAAGCUAAGCCAGGGCCCGCAGAGUGCGCUUGCUGCUUUUCGAACAGAUGUGGGUCUUUAUCCAAACGAGCUGAGCGUCCUGAAUGUUCGCGAGAAGAAAAAAGACUGGCUCAAUAUUCGCCUGCCGAAUACUUCAGAAGGGAGAACUCAAGCUGCUGGCUGCAUUCUUCCGAAGCUCGACAUUUUCGUUAUUGAUGGGGGCUCCUUCGACGAGAGAAACCCCAUUGAUCCUGAUCAAACCCUCGUCCUCGACAUUCGAAACGCUUCGCCGACUAGUUGGAGAUGGGCGAAAGUCUUUCUCGAAGGCGAUAUUCCUCCCUUUCCCCGAUCGAUUCAUGCUGUAGUUCCGGUCAGUGAUGACUCCCUCAUUUUCACGAGCAAUGUCGUCCGCGAUUUCAAACAUUGCAAAGUUACUCCCAUCGUCGACAAUGAAUCCGGCAGAAGAAGUUUCAAAUUUACAUUUACGAACAUCCGAACUGACCAUUCAUCUAACAUGCCCGCCUAUCUCCGUGGAACAAGUUACAUUUAUUCGAUGAGCAAGAGUAUUCUUCUUUGGCUUUCACCUGUGCAAAUGUCUGAAGAAGAACCUCAACAAUCCGCUCUUGCAAUUCAUCGAUUGAUAUUUAACGAAAGCGACCUUUCUUUUGAAAACUUGCCGCGCGGUGAGAAUCUCCGACUGAACACCUCUCCCCUCCCAUGUAUCCUUGGUUCUUCUCUUCAUCUUCUCAAUUCUGGAUUCCUCGUCUUUGGCGGUGCUCAGGUCGGCCCUUCUUCUGUCAACGUCUGGCACGAUCUUUCAGGCAUCACGAGCGUGGAGCCAACUAACCACUUGAUGUUUCUUCAAAUUUAA
Messenger RNA from Oikopleura dioica, 1173 nucleotides. The record is from the annotation of a GenBank genome assembly. NCBI's taxonomy places the organism in Eukaryota, Metazoa, Chordata, Appendicularia, Copelata, Oikopleuridae.